CUGAAAGAAGAGGGAAGUUCAGUUUGUUUCCGUCGCGGGACGAACGCCUGGCUUCUGGUCUGAAGACAGACCUCAUGAAUGGAAGAAGCUGACUUCUGCUCUGCGAAGAUUCAAAUGUGACGCGUGCACGUCUUGUGUACAUGUCUUCAGUCCAUUCACCUGGACAAAUAGCAGAAUGUCUCAGCUGCAGCCUCCGAUCCAGCUCCGACUCGCUGCAGAGCCCCUGCUGGACGUCCAGGAGAUGCGGUUCUGGCUGGACAAAGCAGUGGCGUGGGGCCAGGCCGACCGCCCGGACACUCAGAAAGACACCGCCCUGCACUUGAGCAGACUGAGGGAUUUCCUCCAGCAACUGCUCACACUUAUCAACAACGUGAGCUCCACAACAGAGACCAUGAAGAGGCUGCCCCUCCUCGGCCAGUUUCUUGGCCGACUCUGCUGGAACCCGUAUGUCACUGCCGAUGCUACGGGCAGGAGGCUGUUGUUCCAGUGUCUGUGGGGACUGUACUCGGAGCUUCCAGGCAAUGCUGUGGAAACAAAGGCUAACCAGUGGAUACGGAAGGUGCUGUGUCAGCUUGCUACGGAGGAAGACGAUGCUCCAGCGCAGGCAUUGAUGAAGCAAAUUGGCGUUCCACCUGAAGAGUACCAUCUUGGAGUUCUGAGAAAGAUGGUGGCACUGCUGCAGGAAAACAUUGGGAAGAGCUGCAGUUCUUUGGGCGACAUUAAUCAGAGGUGUUCAUGCGACAGCAUUCUGGCCACAUCAGAAGCCUGCGUCCCCCUGGUCACGUGUCCUGAGGCUGCUCCUCUCAUUGGUGCACUGCUGCAGCUGCCAGGGACUUGUGUCAGGGCAGCACUGAGUGAAGACUUCCUGGAUGCUGUGAGCUCCGCCUACUCCAGCCAAUGCUUGUUGUUGGAGGAGCAGGCUGUGGUCUCUCUGUGGUAUCACAACCUGUCCAGCCUGGAGGAGGCCGUGCUCAGUCUGCUGGAGUGUGCUCUCACCACCUCGGGGUCAGAUCCUCACAAGCAACUGGAACAGUCAUUGCUGCCCAAAGCCUGUGCUCAGCACUGCUCUAUGUUCUUGGUUGUAAACGACAUCUUCAGGUCCAUCCUUAAGCAAGCCGAAGGGAAAGAGUCUGUUAAGUAUUUCAUCCAAGCCUUCACCAGCUGUUUCCUCAGGGAACGGGCACUGCAGCAGCAGAUGAGGGUAUCUUUGAAGGCCAUGUUCCCACAGUCACCUUCGAGUCUGCUGCUUCCUCUCUUGACCCGCCCAUCAGAGAUGCCUCAGGAGGCCUGGAGACAUCACCUGAACUGGCUCAGCGGCUCAUUACAGAGACUGACAGAGGAGGGAGAGGAGGGAGACGGAGACAACAGCGCUAGCACCAGAUUAGCGAGGUACCACAAAGUGUUCGAGUCCUGGUUCCUGCUGGUUCAGUGUGCCCACUGGGUGCAAGUGGCUGUCCAGCUGCUGGUGACAUCGGAGCCCGAGGACCGUGGCCCCCUUUUGUGGCUGCUUAUCUUCUACCACCACCCCACUAACCGGGGGCACCACAGAGCACGGCAGCUGGUCCACGGCAAAGAAGCAUGGGACCAGCUACACUCCCUGUUCUUGACCUCAGCUCGUCCUCUCCCUGUUGACCGCCUGCAGCCAUUGGUCGCUCUGCUGUCACCACAAUCUCAGCAACCAUCGCUGUCUCCGUUAUUGAUCCUCAACCUGGUCGUCAACUGUGCUGUUUUUCUACAGCAAACCCUGAGUGCAUCAACAGAACUGAUACAGACGGUUGUGGACCGGUCUGGUCUGGUUGAUGAGGCAGAGUGUGUUCUCAGCUCACUGGAGUUCAGACUAAACGAAGAUAACUGCUUAUCAAGCGACACUAAAAGAGUUCAUCUCAGGAUCCACGCACUUCAAAACACACUAACACGUAUGCAUGCAGCAUCACGGCCUGCCGAGAACUAAGCACGCACAGACACACACACACACACACACACACUGACAAACUCACACUCUAAAAUAGGUGAGAAUGCAUACACAUGCACAUUAAUUCAUAAAACCACACAGCAGUGAGUUCAUCCUCAGCUCAGGUUUUUUUUUCCAAGGCACCUUUGCAGAAUGUCAAAUAGCCAGACUCUCGUGAAGACAUGCUGCGGUGCAAUGACAGGAGUGUGUCAAAACAGCACAGCAAGCACAGAUUAUGUGGAGAGGCUACAAUUAUACGCACACACACACACACACACACCUUCAUGGCCCACAAGGACACUUGAACGGUGACGGAUUGCACUGCAAAGAAGCAGCGGCUCCCACAAUGUGUCGGAGUCCUCCCAUUCAUAAUUGUCUCACAUGUACUUCCUUCACGUUACACAUGCUGACUAAAAGACAUUUAUGUUUGGAGGACAGGAAAACCAAACGCCAGUUAUCUUUGUGUGAUUUGUGUUCCAAUGUUAAAUUGUGUAAUGUUUAUAAGAAAUGUAAAUGUAAAUAUUAAUGUCUUUGUGCAUUUUCUAUUGCUUCAUUAUUUAUACAGAUGGAGAAUGACUCCUUUUUUGUGUUAUCGAUAAUAUGUCUCUACAUAUCAACCUUUUAUGAGUACUGAUUGACUACUGCAUGAGCUGUAAAGAAAGAGAAACUAAUGCAUACUAUAUAUUAACAUUUCUUGUGCUGGCAUCGUGCAGGAUGUUUGAUAUUGUGUUUUCUAUUUGGUACAUAAUGUACUUGUAAUGCGUGUAAUUUGUAAACAGAUUUGAUUUCCACCUUUUUAAAAGUAAAUAUUGGAGUAAUUACUUGAG
Molecule: messenger RNA, 2778 nt
Organism: Cyclopterus lumpus (lumpfish)
Lineage: Eukaryota; Metazoa; Chordata; Actinopteri; Perciformes; Cyclopteridae
Gene: fancc
Product: FA complementation group C
Exons: 15
Coding region: 176-1951 (591 amino acids)
Biological process (GO): nucleotide-excision repair; interstrand cross-link repair; cellular response to oxidative stress
Cellular component (GO): Fanconi anaemia nuclear complex
Source: RefSeq, a predicted model, not a curated record